Molecule: messenger RNA, 125 nt
Organism: Funneliformis geosporum
Lineage: Eukaryota; Fungi; Glomeromycota; Glomeromycetes; Glomerales; Glomeraceae
Source: the annotation of a GenBank genome assembly
AUGGUCAAAGCAAAUAGCAAACCGGUUCUUGUAGUUGAAAGUAUGUAUGAAAUGCUAUGUAGAAUCCAUGCUAAAAUGAACUUACAUGCAGGACAAAAACAGCUUUGGUUAUCUAUGAACGAAAA